GUCUGCAGGAGCUCCAGGCACUCGGCAUGAAAGGAACCUGAGUGACAUCCACAGCUCCAGUGCAGACCUGACAGGCAGCUCCUGACAUAAGGCACCGUGCUUGGAAGAAAGUCACUCCUUCAUUUAGGAAGAUUUCAGAUGCUUCACACUUGAUUUGCUUUUUAUUGCCAGCACAAUGAAGGAAAUGUCCUGCUUCUGCUUGGCUUUUUCUUCCUUGUUGGAACAGAUGGUGAAGGCUUACAAAUACGUGACUGGUAUUUUUUCAGUGACUCAUAACUCAGAGCCACAGGUUUCAGAUGGUGAUAAGAAGCUCACCAGGAUGGAUGUAAGCAUACUUGAGGAGCAGUAUGACCAUAUAAAACAGAAGCAAAAACUGCAACCACACAUUAUUGUAUAUAAAACAGGUGGACAUGAAUCUGUUCUGCCAGAAUCAAUGAUCAACCCUGUUCUAAUUAAUAAGAAAGUUAAAAGAUCAAAGUCAUGUAGAGGAGACGUUCCUGCCCGAAAGGUCCCACUGGAGACAACCAACGGUGGCGACUCAGAAGAGGAUUUGCUAUGGCACGUCCACCUGGGAAGGCACCGCCUGGGGCAGGCCCUGGGACAAGGACAUUCCUGGGAUCUCUCCCACUACAACAGCACACCAUGGAAUUUUGACAACCAGAGACUGAUUUCAAAGGGAAAUGGCACACUGCAGACCAAGGAACACGAAGGAACAAGUGAACUGGCUGAGCUCAGGCAGCUGGGAAGCUCAAGCAUGUUGAACAGUCUCAGCAAAGAGAACGGCUGCGACAUUUCAAGCUCCUGCCAAAAGCCUCCUCUGGAAUCAGCCACUGCAGCACUUUGGGCACAUCAGCAGAUUUCUGCUACAAAAGGCAUGCCAGCCUGCAACAAACUGAACUUUUACCCUUUCCCAAAUAGGAAAGGGCCCAGAAUUUCUGAAGCUGCAAGGAGGCUUGGGUUGUACGUCUCACAAUGAAGACAUUCAGUAAUACCUAAAACUUAGUCAAAAACUUGACUAAAGCUUAAAAUAGCAAAGUAGUUACACAGAUCAGCCUGCUGAGGGUUUACUACUACUACUAGCCAUGGAAGAUUCUGACUAUAUAAUCUUUAAUACCUUUAUAAUUUUUAACAUAUGAUUUCAUCAUUCACUUUCAAGAUACUCAAGAUAAUUUCUGAUGUAUUUUUAAAAUCAAUUAAUAAAACCUCUGCUCAUUUC
This is a messenger RNA of Haemorhous mexicanus (house finch), 1216 nucleotides long. RefSeq names its product chromosome 1 C9orf152 homolog (gene C1H9orf152). The record is from RefSeq and is a predicted model, not a curated record. Bases 176 to 976 code for a protein of 266 amino acids. Lineage: Eukaryota; Metazoa; Chordata; Aves; Passeriformes; Fringillidae. The transcript is spliced from 2 exons.